AUGAAGAAUCAAAGGGAGCUCUUCAAGGAAGCGGCGGAGUACUUCCAAAGAGACUCAGAGAAACUGGACUUGAGUAAGACCCCCGAUCCAACGCAUCAAGCAGACUCCGCGCUUCUUCGUGAGAUUUUCGUGAAACUUUCGCGUUCAGGAGCGGAGCAAGCGGGACGUCUGCUAGAUUUUGCGGCAAAGCAGCUCAGAAAGUGCACGGCCGAGCAAGCAGCUUCGUUGAUCACAGAAGGCGCAGCAAGUGUCACUCUGAGAGCAUUGGGCCUGACUGUCCCCAAAGUCAGCUUGGAAGCUGGAGCGAAGAAGAAACUUUCGGCCGAAAGAUCCGCGAUCGUCCGACGUGCGCUCGACGUUCUUGGGAGUUUGUUCCUGACGGUAGACAAAAGGAAGAAGCCAUCUCUGCAAGGACCGUUCCUUACAACAUCCGUGGGACUUUUGGAGUGGACCUCUGCUGUGAAACUUCUGGACCGAAACGCAGGCUUCGUGGGGCUGGACGAGAAGCUCGAGUCCUAUGUCUACAACUCCGUCUUAGCUUUGCUCAAGGAAACGGAGAUUUGGGACCGGAGGAAGCUGCCAGAGCGGAUGCAGAUGCACUACGUAGACCUGGCCGUCUCUGCCAUCAAGCUGGACCCGUUCUCCGACACGGCGUCGAUCGCCUGGGCCAACCUCACCAGCUUGAAAAGCUCUGCGUGCUAUUUCAGAUCUUCCAGCGUGACGAUCACGAGCGAGUGUCUGUGGCACCCCGGAAGCGAGCCGCUGGACCCCGCCUUGGAAUCCCCACGAAUUGGUGCGGUCUGUAUGCAGAAUGCCGGGCGAAUUUUCUACGAGCGGGGCCUUCUAAGCCUAGGUCUUGACAAGCUUCAACACGUCCUGCAGAGCUACUCCAUUCUCUUCGGCAUCCCUCGAUGCGUCUUGUCCGUCUUGCAAGCCUGCUGCCUCGCUGCUCCCAUCAAAAAAGCGCUCCUCCCAAAGCUCGAGAUAGUCAUCCAGACACUCGACUCAGUGCGCGACACCAUGAUAGCAGCUUUCGGAGCUUUCGGGCCCUUCGACGGACCUCCGCUGAGGGACUACAUCGGCACAACCGGGGAGGAAAUCCUCAAUGAAGCGAUGUGCAACGUUUCCUCGAUCUUGGACGCGUUUCUAGAAACGCUCGAUGACCCAGCCACCGAGCCAAAGCUCCGCAGGCAGGUCCUGCUCCGAAGCGCCCGGGCCAACGGCCCCGCCCUAUGUGCCAAGGUGCUCCGGGACGUUCUCACUUUCCAGGCUGCGCUGCCCGACAAGGCGGCGGAGCAGCAGUGGGUACCAGCGACGCAGAGAGUGGUGCGGCGUCUCUGGGAGGUACAGGCGCUCGAGUUUGGACUCAAGGCCUGCAGCAAUCCGGGGUGCGAAGACAAGCUCGUCGAAGAGAGCAAGGGGACUUUCCAAAGGAAGAUCCGGUAA
Messenger RNA from Klebsormidium nitens, 1446 nucleotides. The record is from the annotation of a GenBank genome assembly. NCBI's taxonomy places the organism in Eukaryota, Viridiplantae, Streptophyta, Klebsormidiophyceae, Klebsormidiales, Klebsormidiaceae.